AUGGACGAUAUCCUGGAAGCCCUCGAGUCUGCUGAUGACUUUUAUUGCGAGCGACUGGGGGUAGUCAAGAUGGACUGUUGGUCCCGCGGCAGGGUGCUGGGAGAUGCAGCGUUCUGCCCGUCGGCAACCACUGGCAUGGGCACUACCAGAAUCCUUGUCGGUGUUUAUAUUUUGGUUGGCGAGAUAGGUAAACAAUGCAAGAGAAGUUUUGGGGGUGAUAUCGAUGGAAGUACGACAAAGGAUGCUCUGUCUCGCGCAUUCAAAGCUUUCUCGGACCGACUUCCAUCGACAUCUUUGGUGUUGCUGUUCUCCAUUUUGCCUUCGCUAUAG
Messenger RNA from Aspergillus fumigatus Af293, 330 nucleotides. RefSeq names its product putative FAD-binding monooxygenase. The transcript has 2 exons. Lineage: Eukaryota; Fungi; Ascomycota; Eurotiomycetes; Eurotiales; Aspergillaceae. The record is from RefSeq and is a predicted model, not a curated record. Bases 1 to 330 code for a protein of 109 amino acids.